AUGGAAGAAGAAGCUCCGAUUCUGCGACUGGAAAUCCUGCAAGGCCCUCGCCAGGGAGAAACCCUAGAUUUCAACCCAGGAUGCGCCGUUCGAAUUGGACGCGUUGUGAAGGGCAACACCCUCCCCAUCAAGGACCCCGGCAUCUCCUCGAGACACCUCUCCAUUCUCAACGAAUCCGCCAAAUGGAUCAUCCGCGACCUAGACUCUUCAAAUGGCACCGCAUUGGACGCCUCCCAGAUCCCCCCGAACACUCCCUUCCCCCUUCACCACGACUCCACCAUCAAGAUCGGAGAAUUCACCUCCAUCCACGUCAUCUUUCUCCCUCCCCAACAACAGCAACACGCUCUCCCACCUCGAAGAAACCCCUCGCGCCGCGGUCGAACCGUUCCGGCCCCGGUUCCAGUGGCUCCUUCUGAACAGGCUAGGCCACGCGGCCGCCCUAGAGGUAGGAGAGUGGUGGGUAUGGAUAAGGUUCAGGUUCAGAGUGUUGAUGAAAACGAGCUGAAGUCGAACAGAGAACGGAGCGUGGUUAAGGAAUCAAUUUUUGAGAAUUUGAUUCGUGCGGAGAAGGUGGAGGAGGCUUGUGAUGGGAAAGAAAAGGGGAAUUUGAAUGAAGAUGAUGAGAAUUGGCUUGAUUUGAAUAAGAUGACACUUGGUGAGUGGUUUGAUUUUUUGGAAUUUUACUUGCCCAAACAGAUAGUAGAUGAAACCGAGGAGAUGAUUGUUUCAAUGACUCAAAAGGCUGAGAGACUCCGCGAGUACAUUACAGUGAUGCAACAACAUAAUGUCAAGGGGGACUGGACUUAUGCAGAAGCAGAGUUGAAAAGGCGCCUUGGAAAAAACUAUUUAAUUUAUGUUAGUUCAUCAAAUACUUACACUAAGACAUUCACUGGGAUUGAUGGAGCUGGAAAGCGAUUAGCUGAAGAAGUGAGUGAUCUAGUAAACAGCAUGACAGAAUAUUCCCUGGGAACAAGUUUUUCCAGAGGAGGGUUAAUUGCUGGGUUGGAGCCAAUCAAUUUUAUAACUUUAGCAACUCCACAUCUUGGUGUAAGAGGAAAGAAGCAGCAAGAAGCAAUGGUGACAGAACAAGGAAUUGGUUUUGCCUGUAUUAAGGAUGUUCAAAUGAAUCUACUGCAAAGUGUGGAAAGGCAAUAUCUGGCCAAGUUGAAAUCCCGGAAUGAUGUUACAAAAACAAGAAUCGAAAAUUUAAGUCAAAUGAGCAGCUCUUCUGUUCCUGUGUUAUGCCUAGAAAUAUCAAAAAUUGAAGAUUUCCGUCUUGAGAUUGAACAAGAAGUUAUAUUAAGCUUGUUUGAGUUUUUCACAAAUGUCUGUUCAGGGCUGCAAUAUGGAAUCACGCCAUCUCCAGUUCAUUAUGAUGGAGCAUCACUAGAGAAUUCAUCCUCAUUUGUUCAAACUAGUGAGAAAUUCAGAUUAAGUGCUGACCAGUGUCCUCCAAGAAUUGCUCCCAUGUUCAAUGGAAAACCUAAACGGGUUGCCACUUUGCCUUCCAUUGUUCCAAUUGGAACCCCAUGGCAGGAAAUCUAUCUGUUGGCCAGAACCCAGAAGAAAAUUUCUUCUAUGAUAUUUUGGAGUGGUGCAAAAGUUGUUGGAUGA
Sphenostylis stenocarpa is the source of this 1614-nucleotide messenger RNA. NCBI's taxonomy places the organism in Eukaryota, Viridiplantae, Streptophyta, Magnoliopsida, Fabales, Fabaceae. The record is from the annotation of a GenBank genome assembly.